AUGCCUCGUAAGGCCUCGUCGACCUCAGAUUCGCGCCUCAAAUGGCGCAAGCGGAAGCGCAACCCGGACGCGUCCCCGUCCAAGCCCUCCACCUCGGCCGCCGCCGCCGCGGCCGACCACUCCUCCGACUCCGACUCCGCCGACGAGGACGCCGCCGUCCACGGCGCGGCGGGGGACGGGGCAGCCGGCGACGACGACGAUGCUCCCGCGGCGUCCGAAGACCCCGCGCUCGCCCUCCUCGAGGCCGAGGUGCUGCCCUCGGCCGAGGCCAUCUCUGCGUUCCCCGCCGCCAAGCGCCGCGUGGUCAACCGGCCGUAUCCGUCCGUCCUCGCGCUGCUCGAGGCCGAGCGAUCCGCUUCUUCCGGCGAUGUCCCGACCGUGGCACCGCCGGCGCUAGAGAACAUCUCGCACGGGCAGCUGCAGGUGCUGUCCGGGGUGCUUCCGGACCACCCGUCCCUUGGUACAGACCCCGACAAGCCGUCCUUGUAUGUGUGCACGCCGCCUCCCCUCAUGGAGGGGCAUGGGGUGCCCAAGCAGUUCCAGGGUCGCCUCCAUGUGGUGCCCAAGCACUCAGAUUGGUUCUCCCCGGGGACAGUUCAUAGGCUGGAAAGGCAGGUAGUGCCACACUUCUUUACUGGCAAGUCUCCAGGGCACACUCCGGAGAAGUAUGUCAUGUUAAGGAAUAAAGUCAUUGCCAAAUACUUAGAGAACCCAAGCAAGAGGCUUGCUUUUGCUGAGUGCCAGGGGCUUGUUGGGAGCACAGCUGAACUGUAUGAUCUGAGUAGGAUUGUUAGGUUCUUGGACACUUGGGGCAUCAUCAAUUACCUCGCGGCUGGGUCUGUGCACCGUGGCCUGAGGAUGGCAACUUCGCUUCUAAGAGAGGAACCUACAGGGGAACUGCAGUUGCUUACAGCGCCAUUGAAAUCAAUCGAUGGUCUAAUUUUGUUUGACCGGCCAAAAUGCAGCCUCCCAGUGGAGGACAUUUCUUCUAUGGCAGCGUCUUCGUCUAACUCGGAGGCUGUGGAUUUUGAUGCUGCAUUUGCAGACUUGGAUGCAAAGAUCAGGGAGCGUUUGUCUGAGAGCUCUUGCAGUUAUUGCUUACAGCCUUUGCCAAGUUUACAUUACCGGUCACAAAAGGAGGUGCGCUUCUUUGUAACAUCCAUUUUACAUGUUUUAUGUUAA
Molecule: messenger RNA, 1182 nt
Organism: Miscanthus lutarioriparius
Lineage: Eukaryota; Viridiplantae; Streptophyta; Magnoliopsida; Poales; Poaceae
Source: the annotation of a GenBank genome assembly